This is a messenger RNA of Pogoniulus pusillus (Red-fronted tinkerbird), 1726 nucleotides long. It is a transcript of the gene TERF2IP, whose product is annotated as TERF2 interacting protein. The coding region runs from base 1 to 1059 and encodes 352 amino acids. The transcript has 2 exons. The record is from RefSeq and is a predicted model, not a curated record. Gene Ontology annotation, molecular function: telomeric repeat DNA binding. Lineage: Eukaryota; Metazoa; Chordata; Aves; Piciformes; Lybiidae. Gene Ontology annotation, cellular component: shelterin complex. Gene Ontology annotation, biological process: regulation of DNA-templated transcription; telomere maintenance via telomere lengthening.
AUGGCGGGACCCUCGGACGGGGCUGCGGUGUGCUCGCGGUCGCUGUUCCUGCGAGACGAUGGGAGCCCGAUGAAGUUCUACGUGCGGCCGGGGCUGGCCAAGCGGCGCCUGGCACCGCUGGUGCUGGCAGGAGGCGGGCGACUGUGCCGCGUACAGGAGCCGGGAGCCGUCCUCCUGGCGCAGCCCGGCGAAGCGACGCCCGCCGGCGCGGUCUCCAGUGAGUACGUGACGGAGUGCGUGGAGCGCAACCAGCGGCUGCCGCUGGAGUCCUUCCGGCUGCCCUCUGCGCCGCCCAGGCCGCCCCUCGCCGCCUCGUCGCGCGGGCGCCGCGCCUUCACGAAGGCGGAGGACGCAGCGCUGCUGCGGGUGGUGCGCGGGCGGGACCGGGCGCGGGUGCGCGGGCGGGCGCUCUGGCAGGAGCUGGAGCGGGCCCGCCUGACGCCGCACAGCUGGCAAGCCAUGCGCGACCGCUACCUGCGGUACCUGCGGCCGCUGGUCGGAGGUGAGCUUGCGACGGCCGCGGCCGUGGGCCCGUGUGUUUCCGCAGAGCCCCCGGUCACGGAGGAGCCAGCGCAAAGCACGGGUGUUUUCGAGGCGGCGAAUCAGGAGUUCGAUGGCACGGAGUCAGCAAGUGACACUUCAAACAUUUCACAAGAGCUUUCUACAGAAGUUGGAGAAGGAAAGUCCCCAGAAGAAACAGCGUCUGGCUUGGAAACUGGAUUGGAUGAGUGUGCUCACCCUGACACUCAGUUGCAGAGACCAACAAGCACUUUUUCUUCUUCCAGUGUGGUAGAAGAAGCAGUAAAAACUAUGCAGGACUUCAUGAAGAACUUCAGUGUGGACCUGUUCACUGUUACACAGGCAUUUCUGAAAAACACUGGUGAAGUGGAAGCUACUUCAUACUUCCUGCAGACAGGGCAGCGCUUGGAUGGGUACCCUGUGUGGAGCAGAGAGGAUGAUUUGGAGCUGCAAAAAGAUGAUGAACAUGUCAGAAAUAAAUUGAUAGCAAAAUUUGGAGCUGAAAAUGUAGCAAAGCGGGUAGCAUUUAGGAAGAGUUAGCAAAGCAGAGGAAAAUCUAGAUCUAGAGAUGUGGAGGAACUUGUUCAUUUCAGAAAUGCAAAUGUGAUGGAAAAUGUCAUGCAACGUUGUGAAGUUUCAGAAAUACUUUAUAAAAGUCCUAUUUUAUAUUUGAUUUUUAAUGCUGAAUACAGUAAACAUUUUAAAAUAGGAAAAUGGUUGAGGGAAAGGUUCUAUACAUUUCAAGCUUUCACUAAAAAAUUGCUUUAAAGCAUAUAUCUAUGAUAUAAACUAGCUGACGCUCCUAUCUGUAUGUUGCUGCAUGCAGAGGAUUCUGAAUGAGGCUAGUACCAAAACUGACAGAAGGGCAUUAAGUCCUCUAACUUGUCAUGCAUUAUUAGGGCACAGUAGCAGCUUUCUGUUUGUCAUGUUUCUUCAGACUGUUGAGGAGGGCCAUUUUAUAACUUGCUCUGCCAGUUGUUACUACCUUUUAUUGUUGUUAAAGAGCCAAUAACAAUGAAAAUGUAACUGUUUAAAAAGAAAGAUCAAGAACAUUCAUGCCAGAAGAUAAGGCACAUGGGCUCCUACAUGAAUGUUGAGAUGUCUCAGGGUUUACAUGUACUGGGAAUCACCAAAAAAUGGUCACUGAUAUGCUUAAUCUUGCUUCACAGGGGUCUGUCAAAUAAAAACACAGGUCUGUAGACAGGCA